UGCGUUCAGGCUGAGAGUGGAGAUGUGCUCUGGAUAAAUCUGCGCUCCUUUUCCCGCUAGCACUAAAUUGCCUUUUGCGCAUCGAAACAUCGCAUUAUAAACCAAACCUAUUGUUGUAUCCCGUGCGCGUUUGCUUUUUCUCCUCAUUUAGCUGAGCAUAUUUAUUUAUUAAGAUGAAGGCCAGCGCACCCGUUCGCCCUCACAAGAUUUCUUCAAGCUGCAGUGAGCUCUCCUUGCGUUAUUUGUCGGAGCGCAGCCGAUUCAAAAUGGAAGAGGAGGAUAUUUUCUGUAUGCAGUACGACAUGAACGACUGCUACAGCCGACUCAAGCGCCUGGUGCCCACUAUUCCGCAGGAUAAGAAAGUCAGUAAAGUGGAGAUCCUCCAGCAUGUCAUUGACUACAUCCUGGACCUGCAGCUGGCGUUGGAGACGCACCCGACUCUCAUGAAACAGACGAGCCCACCCACCUCCACACGGACCCCUCUCACACAAAUCAACACAGAGCAGAGGAUGACAAGUGUCAAUAAACAGGAAGACUCAAUUUUGUGUCGCUGAGAUGUUACACACUGGUGUGCACUGAACCCAUCCAAAGCCAAGCCCAACUUCACCAGGGAAUCCAACAUACACCAGGCCCAAUCACAAGGGAGGGGACAGCAAAGUAGCACUGAAACUAAUAGCUACUAAAUUGUAAUAUUUAAACAUUUUAAUGACAGCUGUCAAACAUGUGGUGACAUUGGCCCUUCAGCCCCCUUUCUCAAUUUGAACACUAUUUAAAUAUACCCACGGAAAAACUUAUGUCUAAUUGUACUAAAAGCAUCAGCCUGUAAAGCUUUAUGAAUAAAGUUUGAAAAUGUAAACAUGGGACAUCUAUUGUUUAAAAUAGGUGAUUUAUGUUAAACAGGGAUUUCCCUGCAAUUAUGCUGUUUAAUAUUGUAAAGAACAACAAUAACUGUUGACAAAUAUUACUGUAUAUAUGGAGGAUGUUCUAUAAAUGUUUGUGUAUGAGAAUAUCUAUACUGUAUGUUCAACCAGCUGAUUGUAAUUAUUUUUUAUCAAAAGGUGUUUCAUUCUGUAAAUAUUGUGUUUUCACAUAAGUGUAGUGAAAGAUUACAUGAUGUUCUGCUAAUAAAGGUCUCACAUCAUAAACUGA
Molecule: messenger RNA, 1149 nt
Organism: Xyrauchen texanus (razorback sucker)
Lineage: Eukaryota; Metazoa; Chordata; Actinopteri; Cypriniformes; Catostomidae
Product: DNA-binding protein inhibitor ID-4-like
Exons: 3
Coding region: 174-554 (126 amino acids)
Biological process (GO): negative regulation of transcription by RNA polymerase II; circadian regulation of gene expression; cell differentiation
Cellular component (GO): nucleus; cytoplasm
Molecular function (GO): protein dimerization activity; transcription regulator activity
Source: RefSeq, a predicted model, not a curated record